Molecule: messenger RNA, 3892 nt
Organism: Nomia melanderi (Alkali bee)
Lineage: Eukaryota; Metazoa; Arthropoda; Insecta; Hymenoptera; Halictidae
Gene: Mondo
Product: MLX interacting protein mondo
Biological process (GO): regulation of transcription by RNA polymerase II
Cellular component (GO): nucleus
Molecular function (GO): protein dimerization activity; DNA-binding transcription factor activity, RNA polymerase II-specific; RNA polymerase II cis-regulatory region sequence-specific DNA binding
Source: RefSeq, a predicted model, not a curated record
CGUUCGACGGCGGUUUGUAAUUGGCUGUUAGUAAGCGCGCCCCUGUCAGCUGUGCGCCACAGAAUCAGCCGUCGUCCGUCGUAGACGCGGAUUCGUGCAAAUGGCGUCGCUGCCAGUAUGAGUGAGCGUAUGCUGUCUAAUAACGCGUACGGGCCUCGUCCGGGCGCGGCGCCGCGCGGCCCAGCCUGACGGCGAGUGUGAGUGUAACGAUAUUGGUUAAGAUUCAGGGAAUAAAUAAGUCCAAAGGAAUCGUUAAAAUUGCUGUCGAAGUUGCAACGUUGUGCACGUAUCGACAACGAGUGGUGACACGCAGUGAGAAAGAGAGAGUGCCGCCGUAGAGGGAUGCAGGCCGAACUGAUGUACAGAAAACCGUUGACGAUGGCGACGCCGAGCCAGAGUUUUCAUCGUUGUGGGGCCGGGAAGAAGGAGACCGGCGGCAAGGACUCGAGGGAGACGAUACACUCUGGACACUUCAUGGUCUCCGAUUUCGAGGCGGAGGCCCAGGACGACGAGGACGAGCUGGCGGUCCCCGUGCCUGACGAGGAAGCGGCCAAGAUGGCGAUCAUCGCACCCCUCGGCUUCCUGCACGAGAAAUUCGCCAGCAGUUUCUCUAGCAAGAAGAGUCCUCAGCAGCUCAGCAUCGAGACGUCCUUGAACAAGCUGUUCCAGUGCAUGUCCCUCGCCUACAGACAGAAAUUGACAUCGCCCAAGUGGAAUCGGUUCAAAGGGAUCAGGCUGAGAUGGAAGGACAAGAUCAGGAUGAACAACGUGAUCUGGAGGUGCUGGCACAUGCAGUUUAUACUGAAGCAGAACACGUUGGUGUGCCAGUUCGCAUCCCCGUUGGAUGUUGACACUCAUAAUAAACCCGAGGCGGUGGUCUUAGAAGGCAAAUACUGGAAGCGAAAACUUGCUGCGGUUACUGCGGAGUACAAGAAAUGGCGAAUGUUCUACCGGAACAAGAUCCUUGGUUGGACGAACAAGGAUGGCACCGAGAUGAGCACGCCGUUGUUUCAGAUGGAAUCGAUGGAUGUGUUAGAUUGGGACAACGGAUUAGGAACAGCCGGGAAUUACGGAACAGGUACUGGCAACACACAUGGAGGGACCAGUGGGACUCCAGGUGGAGAGAGUAUGAUGGUUGAUGAGGAUUACAUGGAGCUUAUGACUGAUACGUUAUUCUCAACAAUCAGUUCGAAUCAACCAAUAUACUUUCCCGAUCCGAGAGAAAUUGCGCGCGGGGCUAGUCUGGCAGAUUUCAUACAGCCCAGCCUGGGCCCGCUCCAACCGAAUUUAGACGAUUUUAUGGACACUCUGGAACCGUUGCAAGAAUUCUUAAAUUCGAAAUUACCUCCGGUGCCGGAGGAAGACGAUAUGUUUCGUAACAGCACGCUGAAUUCGAGCUAUCCCGUUCUGGACUUAAUGACUCCCAUGAAUCAGAUGAACGAGCUGGCCCAAGAAUCGGUGGUGAAGAACGGGCAAGCCCCGCAGUCGGCAUUGCCUCAGAACGACCAAGCGAACACUAUACAGAAUCUUCAGUACACGGCUAAGAUAUAUACUCAGCCUGAAUCAACGAAUACCUUCAGGAACAAUAUUAACCUAAGCGAGACCUACAACGCUAUACAGCCGACCGCGUACGAGCCUGCUCCGUCAAGUCAGCAGCAGCCGGUCAGGGAAAAAAGUCGGCCAAGCAGGAUCUCAUCGAGGAACAAUCGAGUGAUACAACAGUCCCAACAACAACAGCAGCCGAGCACGUAUCAGCGGCCAGCUCAGCAGCAGAGUUCAAGCUACCAGCAAGCCUCUCAGCAACAAUCGUUCGCCAUGGAGAUCCAAGCUGUUCAGUUGACGACGGUACAGAAUCAGGUGCAGAUACCGGCGAUGAACGAUCAAUCAGUCCACGCGAAUCAAAUAUCGCCUAUCGGCGGAUCGGUACAAAACUUGGUGACGGUGCAACAGAAUUUCGGAGGAACGAAUUCCUCGGUGCCCACGCAGCACAGAACCAUCAGACCCCUGCCACCGGUUGCACCGAUGUCCACCAAGCCGUACAAGGUUGUUCAACCGCAACAGUGCUACAAGUUCUCUGGUCUGCCACAGAACUUUAAUGCGCAGCAAUGUAAAUUCAACGCCAAUAAUUUCAAGACACACCCACCGCAGCAAGUCGUGUCCGUUUCCGCGGAGCAAUCAUCGCAAUCGCCGAUACUGUUGCAGUGCAGACCCUCGGGCCUAGAUCUCAGUACGCCGAACGUGCAACCUGCAAAAUUGUUGCCGCAACCGGCCACCGCGAACUCGGAGAAGGAGGAGGUUUUCGCUGUACCCAAGUAUCAGAUGAAAGCGAGGAGUAGAUCUCGAAGUAGCUCGUCGCUAACUGCACCGAGAAUGCAUCCGCCGCCUUUAGUGUCUGCAGCGAGUGAUCCCGCUCUAAAUCUAAAUAACAAUGUAUUGCUCGCACAGUUACUCACGAAUAACACAUCUGGUAUAUACACAAUGAAUAGUCCGGCUGAUAAUAUAAUGCCGACAGUGAACCAAACAGCCACCACUAUGAAACACAUCUUACCCAUGCUUCCACCUUCAGCUUCGCCUACGCAGGUGACGACCACCCAUCAAAUCACCACGCCGAUCACUGUUCAAACGAUGCAAACCGCUACAGUCCAAGUGCAACCGCAGCAACAGGCGAUGCAACAGUCUACUUGCAGCCAGCAAAUGUUAUUAAAUACAAACACUCAAUCACACCAGCCACAAAAUAGCCCCGGUUCGCCGAAAGACAGUUCGAACGCUCACAGCCCCCAGGCGUUAAGCCUCAGCCCUUUGCACAGUCCGAUGAGUAUAGGGAGCCCGUUGUCGCCAUCCCGAGGGUAUAUAAAGGGUGAGACGGAACGGGGACAGUACAAGGAACAAAGGAGGGUUGGUCACAUCCAUGCGGAACAAAAACGCAGAUAUAAUAUUAAGAACGGUUUCGACAUGCUGCACAGUCUAAUACCGCAGCUCAGUCAGAAUCCGAACCCGAAGCUGAGCAAGGCUGUCAUGUUACAAAAGGGGGCGGAUUAUAUCAGACAACUGAGGGCGGAAAGGAAUCUACUGAAGGAGGAGAUGGAUAGCUUAAGACAUCAAAUCGAGUGCCUUAAUACGUCGAUUAGUAAUUGUCAGUCUAUGCUUCCUGCAACGGGUGCUCCGAUUUCUAGACACAGAACUAGCAAAAUGAAAGAGAUGUUCGACGAGUACGUGCGCACGCGUACGCGAGAAAAUUGGAAAUUUUGGAUUUUCAGUAUAUUGCUUGAGCCUUUGAUGAUUUCUUUCAAUGCUUCGGUGUCAACGGCGAGCAUCGAGGAUCUAUACAGAAGUACAAUAUUGUGGGUUGAGAAGCAUUGUUCACUCGUCGAUCUCAGACCAGCCGUUCUGAAUUCCCUAAGGUAUCUGUGUACUGCCACUGAUAUUCUAACAGAUCCUGGUCGCUUGCCCGAAGAAGCACUCGCAGCAGUAAAUCGCACGGAACGGCGACGAUCCACUCAGUGACCAAUACGUGAAUCCGUCGCGAAACGUAUUUGCGUACACAUUUAAGAUUUAGUCGCGUAACGAGCAGGAGAAAGUUACCGUAGUUUAAGCCAGUCUAGGGAGUAUCAGGUACGUGAAAAGAAUUCUUGAAACGGUCGUUUUUCUUUUUUACAGUAGACACUCUUAGGGUUUCCGAUUCGCCAACGAUCGUGGUUGAGCAACGGUUAAACCACUUAAGUGCAAUUUUCGCUCCCCCCGUGCCCUUAUCAAAAUUGUGAUGAAGAAAUUUGUAACGAUAUAAUUCAGAGAAAAAUGCGUGUAAAUGUAAAUGAAACAUUAAUUAAAUCAUGAACAAUGUUUCGAAGAACUAUUUCUGUAAUAUGAAUGUAUACAGACACUGUUGCGAAUU